Molecule: messenger RNA, 610 nt
Organism: Pectinophora gossypiella (pink bollworm)
Lineage: Eukaryota; Metazoa; Arthropoda; Insecta; Lepidoptera; Gelechiidae
Exons: 2
Coding region: 84-506 (140 amino acids)
Source: RefSeq, a predicted model, not a curated record
AAUAUAUCGAAUCCUGUUAAUGUUUUAAAAGCGUAUGCAAAUUAUUUAUUUCAGUCAUUUCGUUGUAUGUUUCAAUCACAAAAAUGGCAGCCAAAGUAUUGUCUUUCUUGCUAUUAGUAGCUGUGGCAUCUCAAGGAUAUGCCCAGACUAUCAACGAAGUAGCCUUGGAUGACCAACACGUCUCCUUCAUCUCCCACCCACUCUACGCGCGAGUUAUCACCAUCCCCAAAUCCCCCUUCGACACUCUUCUUGCUUGCUACAUCACCUUCCCAAGCGGUGUCAUGUAUGAAGCCUACCCUAAUAGCAACAUUCCCUUUGAAGACAUCAUGUAUGCCAGUGCUACGCCACCUUUCAACACAUGCGCUGUAGGGUUCCGAGGUGUGCCCGCUAGUAGAUCAGGAUCGUAUGAGCUUCGGUCUUUGGUUCAACAUGAUGCUGAUACAUUAACUUUAGCCCGGCAGACCUUCCAUUUGACUAUCACUGAGAGUGAAGUUGGGAUGCCUUAAAAGUAAUUCUUGUAAUAUUUGAAUUUUUAAAACAUUAACGAAAGAGGAAGGUUUAUUUAUUUAAAUUCCUUUGUAUUUUCAACUAAUAAAAACAUUUUGAAAAU